AUGAAGCACCAAGGCAUGAGGGAUGCACUGUAUGAAGAAGCAUGUGAUGGUGUCAACCAAGAAAUAAAAGAUUUAUGCUCCAUAGGAGAACCUUCACUGCUAAGAGCCACAAGCGCUGAAGAUUUGGCCUGCAUAACAUGGGAGAAGAUUAAUAAUGAAUUUAAGGACAGAGCUCCUAGAUUCCACCAGUUCUUGAAGAAAGUUGGACUCCAAAGAUUGUCAUCUUUAUACCAUAGCAUGGGUUACAAAGCCAAGAACACGAUGUUUGAUAAAGAUUUGAAAGUCUGGAAAGAAACAGUGGAGAAAGAUUCAAAUAAGGAGAGGAGCCUCAUUGAGAAAGAAAUGAAGAAGAACACUCUCAAGCCAAAGGUGAGUUGCAGAACCAUAGGCAUGCACCCUGGGUACUCCUUCACUGGGGACAAUGUGGAUAUAAGGUGCAAACCCCGACAAAUGACAAUGAAGAACCGAAACAAAGAUCACCACAUUUUUCAGUUGGUGGCAUUUCAAAACAGAGUGUCUCCGAACCAUCUGCCAAAUGAUGCACCCUAG
Porites evermanni is the source of this 549-nucleotide messenger RNA. The record is from the annotation of a GenBank genome assembly. NCBI's taxonomy places the organism in Eukaryota, Metazoa, Cnidaria, Anthozoa, Scleractinia, Poritidae.